GGCAACUGGUCACCUUAGCACCACGGCUAAUCAGAAUUUGGUAAAACACCAAAACCGAUGCGGUGAGGAUAUUUAGAAUCCAUUUGAAUUCUGAUCCAGAAUUUCUCAAAGUGCUGUGUUGUCUUCACAUCGAAACAGUGAAAAGGGGCCAGAACUCGAGAUUGUUUUGUCCACAAGCAGAAUCCUUUUUUUCAUACAGGAAUAAAAUAUAACACAUUACAGCUCAGGGAGUAAAGACCAGAGUACAGCCCGAGUCAGUGACCUAUCUUAUAUAUUACCAGUCAGAGUCGCUGUUUCAAUUCACAAAUAGACUCGAUUUUAUACUACCCAAAACAAUGAAGCAUGUUUGAUUGGACGGACAGCUGAAAGCUGAUCUUAUACAUCAGAUCUAGUUAGCGUCAAACAAGCGUAUGUAGCAGCUAUAAUGCUAUGUGUUGUCUUUCAAAGUUUACGUGUAUGUUGCGUCAUAUUCCCGUAUUCAUUUUUAUGUAUAUUUUUACCUGGUUUUUUUUGUGGUCAUUUUUUUCACCCAGCUUGUCCAGUGAUUGUUCCCCGUAGAGACUGGGGAGCCCGGAGUGCCAGUCACAUAAACAUGGCGUCCACGCCCACGGGUGUCGUGAUCCAUCACACCGUCACCCCCAGGUGCUAUAAUUCCAACGACUGCAAAUACUGGAUGAGGGCCAUACAAAACACGCAUAUGAACGACAAUGGUUGGAAUGAUAUCGGUUACAACUUUGCUAUUGGUGACGAUGGUUACGUGUAUGAAGGACAGGGCUGGGGUAAAGUCGGGACUCAUACAGGAGGAAAUAAUGUAAAGAACCUGGGUUUUGCCUUCAUCGGAACUUUCACGAGUGCCGUUCCUACCGUUGCUGCCAGGACCGCCGCGUUGAACCUAAUUAACUGCGGCGUUAGCCUUGGGAAACUGUCAAGCAACUAUCGUAUCCGGGGUCACCGAGAUUUGGGCCAGACGUCCUGCCCAGGGAACUACCUCUAUACCGUCAUUCAGGGUUGGCCAAACUACGGCUGAGCGGAGAAUUCGAACUGGAUUAUAUACAUUCCACCAUUGGGAAUGUCAAACGAAACAUAUUAGCCGACACAAGUAUAAAAUAUCUGUAUAUACAAACAUUAUUUGUAUAUACACACAUGACCGAAGAAUCCGAACGGAUUAAACCUAGUGACAUUGUGACUGUAAACUGAAGCAUCUUAGCCUACACUGUAAAAACAUUUCUGUAUAUAUA
Messenger RNA from Liolophura sinensis, 1238 nucleotides. RefSeq names its product peptidoglycan recognition protein 1-like. Lineage: Eukaryota; Metazoa; Mollusca; Polyplacophora; Chitonida; Chitonidae. The coding region runs from base 425 to 1027 and encodes 200 amino acids. The transcript has 3 exons. Gene Ontology annotation, molecular function: N-acetylmuramoyl-L-alanine amidase activity; peptidoglycan binding; zinc ion binding. The record is from RefSeq and is a predicted model, not a curated record. Gene Ontology annotation, biological process: peptidoglycan catabolic process; innate immune response.